AAAAAAGGGUUGAUUAAUUGAGUUGGGACCCCCAAAAACAACUGAUAGAUGCACUGCACUAGGAAGACAAAGGCCACACCAUUUCACUGUUAGCUAUUUUGUCAAUACACACUUCACCAGUAUACAGAACAACUUCAUUUCUAUUAACCCCUUCUUCAAUUCAACUCACAAUCCUUCUCUCUCCCUUCACAAAUUCAUUCAAAUAUGGCUUUAAAAAACUCUCUCCUUCUCAUUCUUCCUCUCAUAUUUUGCCUUUUUUUCUCUCACCCCACAUCAGGGCAUGAGGAUUCUUCUCCUUCUUCUUCUUCUUCUUCUUCUUCUUCUUCUUCUUCUUCUUCCUCUUCUUCUUCAAAGCAGAAGGAAUUGGUAAUUGGGUCAAGGCCACCACAGUGCUUCAACAAGUGCUUAAAUUGCAAGCCAUGUGUUGCUGCUUUAGUUAUUUCUCAGAACCAUAAAAAUGAUGAUAUUGUAGUUUCUAAUUUGGAGGCAGAUCUUCUUCCAGUCCCUAAAGAUGAUGCUUAUUAUCUUCUCUCAUGGAAAUGUAAGUGUAAAGAUAAGUACUUUCAACCUUGAAAUAAACAAAAAAAAAACUUUCAUUUUCUUUCCUUUGUAGCAUAUAAGAUAUUAAUUAUUAUUCUAUUUUUCAAACCUUAUCUUUUCCUAACACACUUUAUGUUAGUCCUGUGGAAAUCUACAAGCUAUUUAAUGAGAAUAUAAGUUAGUUGUUUUCGUUGAA
Benincasa hispida (wax gourd) is the source of this 736-nucleotide messenger RNA. Its product is annotated as EPIDERMAL PATTERNING FACTOR-like protein 1. The record is from RefSeq and is a predicted model, not a curated record. Gene Ontology annotation, biological process: stomatal complex development; guard cell differentiation. NCBI's taxonomy places the organism in Eukaryota, Viridiplantae, Streptophyta, Magnoliopsida, Cucurbitales, Cucurbitaceae.